This is a messenger RNA of Neopsephotus bourkii (Bourke's parrot), 2458 nucleotides long. RefSeq names its product protein O-mannose kinase (gene POMK). Bases 83 to 1144 code for a protein of 353 amino acids. The transcript is spliced from 2 exons. Lineage: Eukaryota; Metazoa; Chordata; Aves; Psittaciformes; Psittacidae. Gene Ontology annotation, molecular function: protein kinase activity; ATP binding; carbohydrate kinase activity. The record is from RefSeq and is a predicted model, not a curated record. Gene Ontology annotation, biological process: protein phosphorylation; carbohydrate phosphorylation; protein O-linked glycosylation. Gene Ontology annotation, cellular component: endoplasmic reticulum membrane.
GCCCCCGCGGCGCUCACCCCCGGGCUGGGAAGAGGGUCCCGCUCAGCCUCCGUCUGCCGCGGAGGAUGCGGAAGGCACGGCCAUGGAAAAGAAACCACACUUUGUUAGGAGGGAGUUUCUUCCCAGGGAGGUAUCCUCCAUCUCAUUGGUGUUAUUGCUUGUGGCUGUCCUGCUCCUUAAUGCCCUUCUCUACCUGUACCUCAACGAGUUUUACAGCUCUAAGGAACGUGGCGAAACAGACCCCAGCCUCUGCCCUUUUGGGUACUUCAAACUGGGAACGGUGAAGAAUUGUUCCCCGUGGCUCUCCUGUGAAGCCAUAAAUAGGGAAGUCAGGAAGCUGAAAUGUGUUGGUGAAGGCGCUGUGAAAAAGGUUUUCCUCUCGGAGUGGAAGGAAAACAAAGUGGUCCUUUCACAGCUCACCAACCCAGAGCUGAAGGAGGACUUUCUCCACGGACUGAAGAUGCUGAAAGCACUUCAGAGCAAGCACGUCGUACGGCUGCUUGGCUACUGUGAGCAGCAGUUCACAAUCCUCACCGAGUACCAUCCUCUAGGGUCUCUGAGGGGCCUGAAUGAAACUCUUCACAUCCCCAGGUACAAGGGGAUGAACACCUGGCAUCGCAGGCUGAUGCUGGCUAUAGACUAUGUGAGCAUCAUUCGGUAUCUGCACAGUAGCCCUCUGGGCACCUUAGUGAUGUGUGACUCAAAUGACCUGGACAAGGUCCUGUCUCAGUAUCUCCUAACAAGUGACUUUCAUGUCCUGGUGAAUGAUUUGGAUGCUUUGCCUCUUGUGAACAGGAGUGCUGGCAGGCUGGUGAAGUGCGGUCAUCGGGAGCUCCAGGGCGAGUUUGUAGCUCCUGAGCAGCAUUGGCCUUAUGGAGAAGAGGUGCCAUUUCAGGAUGACCUCAUGCCACCCUACGAUGAGAAAACAGACAUCUGGAAAAUCCCAGAUGUCUCCAAUUUCUUCUUGGGCCAUGUUGAAGGAAGUGACAUUGUGAGACUGCAUUUGUUUGACAUCCAUGCAGCAUGUAAGAAGAAGGACCCAGCUGAAAGGCCUUCUGCCCAAGAAGUCUUAGACACCUACAGGAAGGUUUUAACUCUGCUUAUUCGGGAGACAGCCAUGCCUGGUACUAGAGAAAUGUUAUAGUGAAUCAUGAGACAAACAACAUACUGAAGUUGAUGUCCUUCCUAUUUAUGUAGCUUGCCUGAAGGGCAAAAUCUCUGUCCCUAAAACUAAAAAGAAAAGAACAACUGAACUUGUACCUCCUGAUUAAAAAAAUAAUAAAUCCAGGCAAUGCUGGAGCUCUGUAAGCCUCCCAUUGGUCUGUUUAUCACUGGAAGAGGAGGGAGAAAAUUGAAGUUUUGUGGGUGUGUGGGGAAGUUUCUUUCUUAAGAAAUAAUAAAUUUUCUUUAGCAACAUUUACACAAAAACUCUUUAACAAAAAUACGGGAAAAGAGUUAAAAAAAGUACUACUCCACUUAAACUGCUUGGCAGAGAAGUGGAGAGCAGAGACCAUGGCACACCCCACACAAGCCUUGUGCUGAUUCCUGUGGCUUUGGCCUAUGUCUUUACCCUUAAAGCACUCACUCACUUCCACAUGGAGUAAAAGCAGUGAUCACUCAGAUGAGGGUACCCGAGUUCACUUCAGAUUUUGGUGAACCCUGAUGCCAGAGCCUCAGCAGCAGUCUCUCCCUGCUGGAUAGGGAAUAGGUUGGGUUUUGGAGCUGUACUGCCAUCGCUCUGUGGGCCCCGUAUCCCACACCAGCAAGCAUGUGGCCACUUUGUAAGCCAGCAGAUGAUGCAGAUCCUGAAUGGACUGCUUACAGACGUGUGCUCUUGGUUUUCAAGCCUUUGCCCUGUAAUAUUCUCAGAUGGGCUCUUUGGAGAUGAAGCUGUAAAACACAGCUUUAAUCCACAGAAAUCCUGAGCACUUUGGAAGAGAGAUGAAGCAUAUCUUUUUUUUCAUUCACUUCUUUGCUGAGUGGCAUCACGACUUGAUCAAAGGGAGGAAGAACAAGGAACUGAAAGAGAACAUGACUUCCUGCUAGAGCAAUGAGCAUUAAACAUGAGCUUUGGAAAAGACCUAUAUCCAGAGUAUACAACUAUUGAGUCUGAAGUGAAAGCCUAUUAAGCACAGCAAAAGGCUGCUUCAGUGUAUUUAGGAGAAAGCUUUUGAUACCUACAUGGAUGUCACAGCCUGGUACCAACAGCUGGAGAGGAAGAAUAACAGUGCCUUAACCCAGCAGUAGGCUCUGUUUGGUGGGACUGGGAUAUAUUUGUUUCUUUGGUGAAAAACACAGUACUAUUAAAUGAGAGAUGUAGACUCCUAAAAUUACAUACCUGCGGACUUUCUGUUCUGCAGACUAGGCAUCUGAAAGACCUAAGGGCUUGAGACAAUGUUCAUGUUUUGACUUGAGAGGUAAUUUGUAAGCAGAGAAGUACAUGAUACUUUCCGCUGGA